UGACAGAUCAUACCUUGUGUGAAGUUGAGCUGUGCAAACGAGCUGUCGCGACACUGAAAGCCAGCAAAAAGCCAAGAGCCGUGGAAAAGGGCAGAUUGACGCAAGACUUACGCAGUUUGCAAUCGCUAAAACGGUGUGUUGUUGUUACAUUUGCUGAUUGAUUAUGCACCCGAUUCGUUACAGUAAUAAUUGUCCUGUUUGUGGUGUGCAAUUGUAGAAAGCAAGCAGCUAAAAAAGCGAGUUUGUCGCGGCAGCGCUCGCUCACCAGAGAAAGAGAGAGAGAGAGAGAGAGAGAGCAAGAGAGUGUAUGUACGUGCGAUAAGUAGGUGUAUGCGUGUGUUUUUUUGUUAGUGCGUUGCUGUUCGUCCGGAUGUCGUCGUCGUUGUCGUGGUUUUACGCCAGGAAUGUGCGUUGAUGUUCACCGUCGCUCAAGUUCGAUUACGCUGGAAAGCUAUUGUGGUGUAAAAUCGUUACCCAGCUCGCAGCGAAACGUGCACAACGGCAGCACUGUGCAUAGUCCACACGGCAACCACAGCAACUGCAUUAUCGGCUGCUAGGAUUGCGAAGAAAAUUGAAGUGUUCGGUCAGGCUAUCGGAACCGCCAGCGACGCACAUCCGUCGGGAAAGGUUGAAAUUGGUGGAAAAGGCGACCAAGUGCAUCGUUUUCGCUCUUCCCGUGGCGUUGUGUACGUAGCAAAGAGUGUGUGCAAGCGUGCGUGUGGGUCUAUCCCCACAUCCUUGAUCCUCAAGGAAAGAGCCUUCCUGUGUCGCCGUGAUUGUGUGUGUGUGAGUGCGUAUUGUGAGUCGGUGCACGCAGUCUUGUAUUUUAGUGUUGUCUUGUGGUAAAGGAUUUUCUAUCGCCAAUUUCAACAUUUCCGACCACCGUUCUCCGUGCUGUGCCCAUUGUGUGCCCAAGUGUCCAUAUUUAUACCAUACAUGUGUGUGUGUGCGAGUGUUAGUGGAAAUCUGUCGUGUGUAAGCGCAGGUCGCAAGGCAUAAAAUCGUAUAGAUAAAAAAGUAAAACAAACCGUCCAAAAAAGAGCUAGUGCGUGGUGUGUAGUGUAAAAGCGCCCGUAACUCCUCUAUUCGCUUCCUCUCCCACCGUGAAGUGGCGUAGUGUCCGAUCUGAGUCUGAAUCAAUCAUUGAAACAUGUCACUCGCUAUGCUCAACAUCAAAGACGUCGGCGGCAGGCACGGUGGCAACCGGCGGAAACUGGCCGCUGCGUCAAAGGUGGCUACCUUUCUGCUGAUGGUGUUCCUAGUCGCGCUCCCGUGGACGUUUGCGGCUGCAGCCGAAAACGAUCAGAACUCUAAUAAUCGGAACCUCAAUCUCGACAGUAGUUCGUCCUUCGGUGCAGCACCAUCGAACCAAAAUGAUAUCUACAUCGAUGACGAAGGUCUGGAAGGUUCUGGCAGCCGCGGAGAAGUGCGUGACGAUCUAGAGAAAGAGGACGACGAAGCAUCCGGCUCUGGUUUCGGAGACGAUGAUGAAGAUUCCACCUCGAGUCGAUCGUCGCUACCGUCCUCGUCGUCAUCGGGCGGCAAUCUAAACAUACUGCGCGGUGGCAGCGAUAACCUGCCAGGUUCAGGUGAUCAUGAUGAUAAUGAUCUCUACACAGACACCAACCUACCCACCGUUGAUCCAUCGACCACCGACGACGAAGAUAUGCCCAUUGGCAAGGAUAAUAGCAAAUCCUCAUCCUCUUCGUCCUCGUCGGGAUCCUCAUCAUCGGGCGGAGUGUACUCACGAGGCGGGGACAUCAUUGAAACCGGGGAGAACGACCUCGAUCUCGCUGGACUGCCCCGGCAUCACAUCACACCCACAGAAGGAAGCGUCAAUCAUCACGAUAACACUCAGUACGGUGCGGGCAGUGGCGUUUUGAUAAUGAAUGCCAAGAACGAUGACCGAACGGCCAGCUUCUUUGCGCAGCCGGGCAUUUUGGCAGCUGUGAUCGGAGGGGCUGUCGUCGGUUUGUUGUGCGCAAUACUGGUGGUAAUGUUUAUCGUUUACCGGAUGAGAAAAAAGGACGAAGGCUCGUAUGCGCUGGAUGAACCGAAGCGAUCACCAACGGCCAACACCUACGCCAAGAACGCGAACAACAGGGAAUUCUACGCCUGAGAUUACUCGAUAGACUCGAGUGACGGUGAUUUUUAAAAGAGCUAUCCCUUCUCUACCGCAGUAUCAUCCACAACAAACACUACUGCGCAAGCCAAUGGUGCAUGCGAAUUGAAACGCAGAACAAGAGGAAGGCUUAAAAAUUGCCGUACAGUGCGAGAAAACAAAAACAUACACCUAGAAUUAGGAAAGAGCGAAACGAACGAAAAUGAAAAGCAGAGCGAAGGGGUGCAUGCGUGCAUGCUGCCGCAGGAGUACGUAAGCACACUGAAGCUACUAUUAGGGGAGGAUAGAAGUGCAUCGAACACAAAAGAAUCGUUGCGAAGAUCGACCCCCGCCGCAUACGAGGGAAACAAGCAAAAGGGAUUGAUUGAAUGAGUGUGAUGCAUAGAAGCGCAAACGCACAAACCUACAAGCACUGCUCUAGGAAUUCAUUUAAUUUUCGGUAACCGGGUCCAUCCUCCGCGCGACAGGACCCGCAAUGGUAGGGUUUUAUUCGUUAUUCUAAGAAAUGAUUUCAUCAUGGGAAGCAUUUUGAUCAAAAUCGGAGUGGUUGAUCCAUUCUGCUAGCUUGUAGUUCUGCUCCAAUUUCCCUUGCUGUGUAGGUUUGUGCGAGGCGCGCGUGCAUCAUCGGGGCUUAUGCAAAUUUCAUUUUAAUACAUUGACCUAAGUUUUAAUUUUGUGGGGCGUGUUGAGCUGGAGAUACACUUUCUCGAAUAAGUAAUCGUUGAUCGUAGAUAUUAUGGGGGUUGUGUAUUGUGUUGUGCGUACAGAAUGGCAUUUGGUUGCUCCGGAUUGUACAACUUGGCGCAAGGUAUCUAUUUAUGACCAGCAGCUAUAGCAAACAUUGGCAGCUUGCAUCGCAAAAUGUGGAGCUAGAUUUUGUGGGAUUGUAUGAAGUUUUACGUUGGACUGAGUCUGUCUUUGGGUUGGCAGGAUUUUUGUUUUCCUGAAUGUGGUCUACUGUUGUACCCUUUCCUUUUGCUUCAAAUUAAAUCACUGUCCUUGUUUUGCCAGUUAUAACCGAGUAUAUGAAGUGUAAACCUAGAAUGGGGCUAUCUUGGGUAUCGUUCGAUAAGCAUAUAAUCGAAAUUUCGGAUAAAACAAACCUGAAAAUGAUAUAUAAUUCAUAUAUAAGCAAGCAGCAUGAGGCGAACGACGUUGCAACACAAAAAAUCCAAACACACACACACACACAUCAAUCAAGAAGGCAGAUUGAAGGCUAAGAACUCUGUAGUUUGUAAGAAAGGAUAGAUGUUACAUAUUUAUAAAAAUAAUAAGUGCAACAGAGGAUGAGCGGAGCGCAAGGAGCGGAUACCGUUGCUACCGAAAAGGUUGCCGGCAUCAUGGUUAGAUUAGCAAAUCACAUCCCACAGUCGUCUGACUAACGGAGGAAGGAAGUGCGCGCCACAUAAGCUUUCUCGUAAAUUCGUACGUACCCUUGGUGUAUGUGUGUGUGUGUAUGUGCGCGCGCACGCCUCGAUAAGGAUAAUUAAUUGAACUUCUCUUUGUGUGUCUCACUGUGCAUAUGUAUGUUGAGGACGAGUGACAUGGAGAAGGGAACAGGGUGGAAAAUGGUCGAAUACACAGCCAACAACAGUAGGCACCGUUAUUGAUGAUUAACGAAUAUGGUUUUUGGUUCCAUUCGAGUAGACGAGUGGCAGAACAGAACUGUAAACAAUUAAACAAAGCAAACCCAUAAGCUAAAGAACAUGCUCUGCCGGCCACGGUGGACUGGAAUGUAAUGGCAAUACUUUGUUGUGAAAGUAUAUAUAAAACAGAAGGAAUAAGAAACAAUUGGCGGCGAAAGGCAGCGAAUGCAGAUGGAAAUUGGGCAAACUAUGCCCCACAACUACGAUAAUUUACAAUGUUGAUUUUUAUACACAUCCUGUGUUUCAUCGCCCUACGUUUCCGAGCGCUUCAAUUCAAUCAAAACACAUAAAUUGUACUAAUAAUAAUCCCUAAGGUAACGCAUGUGUAUGUGAUGGAGUGGAGGUUGGAACUGAGAAGGAAAGGACGGCUGGGUUUUGUUAGCGGCACACGAUGUGACAAAACAAAGCUCUAGCUUGAAAACAUGCAAGGAGACCAAUCCAUCUAGUUGCGACCGUAGCGCUGAAAAUAUAUCCCCAACACGUAACAUAGGCUCCAUACUCGUACAUAAUUGCCAUAAGUAAGCAUAUACUGUUGAGGCUUUCGUUGAAGAGGACAAGAGGUCGUUGUCAAAAGAAACUGUACUUUUCGACAAUAUCUGGCAUUGGGUUUUUUGUUUUAGAUUUUCCAGAUUUUAAAGAAACUUGGCUUUAUUGGGAAAGGGCAAAAAACCUGUCCGCUGGAACCGUUUCAUACACGACAACAAAGCGUAUUGGCCCCGUGCAUUUUUGAAACUUGCAUUAAAUCAAGAGACCCAUUCAAGCCGGACGAUUUCUAACGCUUUACACGUUACUGUGUUUAUUGGAGGCGUUGUGUUUAACUUAACAUCCCGCUGUUGAACAAACCUCGUGCCGAAAAACGGUUUACAAAAGGCUACUGUAAUGGAUAUUGGCUAACCAUCAGUGAAAGGGGCAGGCAAAGUCGCAUGCGAAACUCGUCACCUGUCUCUGUACCGAAAUAUCAUCAUCUUGCGUGUAUCGAGAUCUCUGGACCACAUCAAUAGAUAUCCUUUGAAACAUAGGAUAGUUAAACGAAGAAAUGUGCGCGAUAUGCGUCUGUGGCAAAUGCAAAUGGCUUAUCAGACAGAUUCACCUGAUGCCCGACGGUUAUUAUAUCAAUUCGAUAAGCAAACUAACUGAAGCAGAUCAAUAAUAAUACAAAGCGAAUCUACACAGAGCUCUGUAAAUGAAUCAGUUAGUGGACGAUCUCUGGCAAAUACCUAGUGAGAAAUGGACAACAAGCUUCGGGGACAAAAAGGUCAAUAGGCAUAAAACACUUUGUUUGUGAAAAACAGAAACCACGAUUCGACGGAAAAGGGAGAAAAGGGAGUAAACGAUGUAAUGUCUCAUUGUAACAUUCUAAUAAUCAUACGAUACGACAUUUAUUUGGGAGGCUGAGGAUUGAGGAGCAUUACAACUGUAACUCAUAUAAAUCUUUCUGUUUGGUUUUUGAACCCCGUAUGAAAUCAUCCACCUCAUGCUUAAAACAAAUUCGACACAAAUUAAAGGGCGAUGGCAAUGGUUUUAUUUGGGAUUUGUUUCCGAUUCUGAGAUUACUUUUUUGAUAGUUGAUCUGCCCGGUCCUUCCUGUUCUGAGAGAUUUGCAAACGCUGAUCCUAUUCUAAAGGACAAUCCCAGUGUUGGCGCCAGCGUAUGGACUCGCGUUUAAAAUUGAUGAUACAUCGAAGAUAUGAUGUGAGAUUCAUAAUCUAUUCAGUACCAGUUUUCAAGUGCUUUAAGGCGAAUUGAAGUACGGAUCUAAGUUGCAUCGCAUGCAAGGCCUAAAUUUGGUUGGUUUUUAGAAGUUUGUGGGGUCAAUGCCGCGUAUAAUCGCAUCGCAUUGCUCUUCGACCGAUUUUUGACUGAAGAACGAUAUACGGCGUGGGAAUCUGAGAUAAAAUAGUAGACAAAUAGCAUGGGCAGUUAGAUACUGGGAUUUAUUUUAUGAAACGCUUAAGCUAGCCUACUCUUCCACUAUUUUAUGUAUCUUUAUUAUUUAAGAGCUUACUAAAAUCAAACAUAUUUAAUCAAUAGCGUUCAAAUUAUUUUACACUCUUUCUAACACUUUAAUUUUGUGCCAUUGGUGAUGGACACCGUGUUGCGCGUUUGCUCCGUUCCUUUAAAAUGUUUUUGCUUCCUGUUUUUUACUCUCUUCCUCGUGAACGUCCCAACACACGCAACGCUUUGAUAUGCGAUGAUCCCAGUCUGGCUUUCUUGAAAUCAUCGAACGAAAUCAUCUCAGCUUGAUACAAUCACUACCAACAUUUAUCGGAUGACUUGAAGCUGGACUCCCAAGUCCAGGCAACCACAAAAGCAUUUAUUAAUAGGAGAGCAACAGUUAGACAUUCCGACCCACAGUGAUCGAUUAAAAAUUCAUUCUUUUUCACACAAUCAUACUAAACAGACUUCAAUUGAUUGGUUGAUUGAUCGUGAAAAACAACAGUGUUUUGAUUUGAAACCAACAAAAUUGCAAAUACAAUGGGAAAUUAUUGCUGAAACGGAAUCAAAUAGAACAGAACUCUGCAUUUGGGUUUAACAGAAAGCUAAAACAAAUCCGAUUUCGCCAGACAUACGUAGCCAAACAUGCACAGUGAAAUCUAUAUUCAGCGAAGCAUAACCAAACUAAAAGCAAAACUCACUCACAUUUUGAAUACAGCUACGGCGGCAGCAUGGGCAAAAGAAGCGACGAUGGGGAAUCUUCGUCUCAUAUAGUAAAAGAAACAGACGAACGACAGACGGAUGGUGAAAAAUAAGAGAAAAUAAAUUUAAUAUACAAACACUACAAAAAGAGGAAUAAACACGCAUGGAGCGCAUACAAGAGAAAGCAUUGUAAAUAAAAGAAUCUUUACAGUGUAAUAAACAAUACAAGUGGUUUAUGCUCGAG
This is a messenger RNA of Anopheles stephensi (Asian malaria mosquito), 6649 nucleotides long. RefSeq names its product syndecan (gene Sdc). Lineage: Eukaryota; Metazoa; Arthropoda; Insecta; Diptera; Culicidae. The record is from RefSeq and is a predicted model, not a curated record. Bases 1151 to 2119 code for a protein of 322 amino acids. Gene Ontology annotation, biological process: cell migration. The transcript is spliced from 5 exons. Gene Ontology annotation, cellular component: membrane; cell surface.